AUGUCCGCAGCCGACCAAGUUAAGCAGCACCCCGCCUUCCAGCAGGCGUCCGCAAAGGCGAACUACUAUGUCUCCCAGUUCGACAAGGAGCUCACAAAAUAUCCCGCGUUAGCCCAGUUGGAGCAGCGCACGCAGGUGCCCAAGACGUGGCUCGUUGGCGGCUCUGUCGCCCUCCUCUUCAUCUUCCAUCUCUUCAACUCGCUCGCUGCUCCUGUCUCCAACUUUGUUGGCUGGGGCCUCCCGGCUUAUCUCUCGUUCAGGGCCCUCGAGUCCCCCGGACAUGCGGACGACAUUCAAUGGCUCACUUACUGGGUCGUGUUCGGCGCGUUCAACUUCACCGAGAGUGUCGCGCUGCGCCCGGUCCUGUACUAUUUCCCCUGGUAUUUUGCCGCCAAGACCCUCUUCGUCCUCUGGCUCCAGCUGCCUAUUACCCGGGGUGCUGAGAAGGCCUACCAUGCUGUGCUCAAGCCUGUGCUCGUCAACGCCAACCAGCGUGUUGUCUCUGCUACGCAGCCCGACACCAACGUCACCGCCGAGAACCUCCGCGACCGCGUCGCGACGGCCAACGCUGAGUAA
Coniophora puteana RWD-64-598 SS2 is the source of this 576-nucleotide messenger RNA. RefSeq lists its product as uncharacterized. The transcript has 3 exons. The record is from RefSeq and is a predicted model, not a curated record. NCBI's taxonomy places the organism in Eukaryota, Fungi, Basidiomycota, Agaricomycetes, Boletales, Coniophoraceae. Bases 1 to 576 code for a protein of 191 amino acids.